Striga asiatica is the source of this 351-nucleotide messenger RNA. The record is from the annotation of a GenBank genome assembly. Lineage: Eukaryota; Viridiplantae; Streptophyta; Magnoliopsida; Lamiales; Orobanchaceae.
AUGCCAUUGUUGCGCCGGGCUUCGACGGAGAAGAAGAUCGGAGAUGGAGUCGGCCGACGAUGUAGAGGUUCGUUUUUUUUGGACGGAGAGUUCGUCGCUUCAAACGGGCGGCGACAGAGCUUUGCUCGUGUGGCGAACGAGGCGCGAAAUUGGCGAAGAACGACGGAGGGUUUGGCCGCGAAAUUGGCGAAGAACGACGGAGGAAUCUACUCCCUUCAAGGAGGAAACCAACAAGGCCGACGAGUUAAUCGAUCUGGAGAAGAAGGCACUGGACGAAUUCAAGGUUCUGAUCCAAGGGCUCGAUUUUCGCAUUUGGAUGAGUGGGGAGUAGAUGUGGUCCUCAACGAUUGA